Molecule: messenger RNA, 4845 nt
Organism: Suricata suricatta (meerkat)
Lineage: Eukaryota; Metazoa; Chordata; Mammalia; Carnivora; Herpestidae
Gene: IL10RA
Product: interleukin 10 receptor subunit alpha
Exons: 9
Coding region: 1-1857 (618 amino acids)
Molecular function (GO): protein binding
Source: RefSeq, a predicted model, not a curated record
AUGCCCAAGCCUCCCAGCGGCCGCCUUGGCCGCAACUCCAAUCCCAGGCCCCUUCGUCCAUCCGGCAAAAUCCGCUCCGACACCCUCACCCCGCUGCCCGCACCCCCCCACCCCUGCCCCGGGCUGCGCUGCGGCUUUCACGCGCUCGCACGGGGCGGCCUCGGGAGCGGGGAGGGGAGGGCUCCGGCCAGCUCCCCUGGAGAGUGUCUGCAAGGGAGCCGGGCCAAGCCUGGGGAGAGAAUGAAAGCGCAGGGAGGGACGGAACCGCCCAGGCCUCCGUCUGUGUGGUUUGAAGCAGAAUUCUUCUCCCACAUCCUCCACUGGACUCCCAUCCCAAAUCAGUCCGAAAGCACCUACUAUGAAGUGGAGCUUCUGAAGUACGGCAUAGACUGCUGGAAGCCCGUUCCCCACUGUAGCCGGACCCUGGUGCCGUCCUGUGAUCUCACGACUGUGACCCUGGACCUCUACCACGACAACAGCUACAUAGCCCGAGUCCGGGCCGUGGAUGGAGGCCGGCGCUCCAACUGGACCAACACCAGCACCCGCUUCUCCAUGGAUGAAGUGACUCUGAUGGUCAGCGGCGUGACGCUAGAGGUGAGCGGCGGCGCCAUCCUUGGGCGGAUCCAGCCCCCCAGGCCCGCGGCGGCCCGGGCCGGCGACACUUACGAAGCCAUCUUCCAUCACUUCCGAGAAUAUGAGAUCAAGCUGCGCAAGGUGCCGGGGAACUACACGUUCGUGCAGCAGAAGGUGAACUGUGAGAACUUCAGCCUCUCGCCCCCUGGAGAACUGGGCGAGUUCUGUGUCAAGGUGAAGCCGUCCGUGGGCUCCCGACUGAACAAGGGGCUGUGGUCCGAGGAAGAAUGCAUCGUCCUCACCCGACAGUAUUUCACCGUGACCAACUUCAGCAUCUUCUUCACCUUCGUCCUGCUGCUCUGCGGGGCGCUGGCCUACUGCCUGGCCCUCCAGCUGUACGUGCGGCGCCACAGGAAGCUGCCUGCCGUCCUGGCCUUCGAGAAGCCCCAUCCCGUCAGCUUCGUGGUCCAGCUUGUCGGCCCAGAGUCCCAGGACACCAUCCACCCGCUCGACGAGGAGGCCUUCCCCACAGUGUCCCCGGAGCUGAAGAACUCGGAGCUGCACGGCAGCACAGACAGCGGCUUUGGCAGCGCCAAGCCGUCCCUGCAGCACGAGGAGCCCCACUUCCCCCUGCCUGCGCCGCAGGCCCAGGCGGGGGGCCCCGUGGGAAAGGGGGCGCCCCGGGAGCCGGAGGACCGCGGCGGCGGCGGCAGCACGGACAGCGGGAUCUGCCUGCAGGAGCCCAGCCUCAGUCCCAGCACCGGACCCCGCUGGGAGCGGCGGGCGGGCAGCGGCAGCCAGGGCCACGGCGACAGCGGCAUUGGCCUAGUCCCGAACUCCGAGGGGCAGCCUGGGGACGCGCAGGGUGUCUCUGCCUCGGGCCAGGUCAGCCCCCCAGGGCCCGAGGUGCUUGGGGAAGAAGACCCCGGCCCCGCGGCCCUCCGGGGCUACCUAAAGCAGACCUGCCUGGAGGAGGAGCCCGCCUCGACAGCCAGCCUUGGCCCCGAGCCCAGGACGAGCCUGGAGACCAAGGGCUACUUGAAACAGGACCCAGCCAUGGCUCGCACUGCAUCACGGACCCCGACUGGAAAGUGGACUCUGCCCACUGAGGCUUGGUCACUUCUGGGCUUGACCGGCUCCGGGGACCUGGGAGCGUCUGACGGCAGCCUGGACCGUGAUCUUGCCCUUCUGGGCUGUAUGGUGGCCCCAGGUGGUCUGCUGGGCAGCUUUGACUCGAACCUGCUCACCCUGCCUCUGAUCUCCAGCCUGCACUCAAACGAGUGACUCAGGCGACCGGGCUGCUUUUGAUUUCAGCCAUGCCCUGCCCGGACCAGAAGAAGGGGCCCCAGGGGUCAGAAGUGACUAAGAGGCCAGUGUGCGCUCUUCCCCGCAAGUUCAGGGGCUCCAGCCCCAGCCAGGCCCAGCAGGGCUGCCCGAGGCACCCAGGGCAGGGAGAGGCCGCCUUGCCAUCCUAGUGCAGGGAGGGUGUGUGGGGGCCACAGCCCAUCCAGCAGGCAGGGCCGCAGGGACUCUGGCAGGACCGGGAGGGGCAGGGCAGAGAUCUCCCCCACUCCUCGGGCUCUUGCUGUCCUGCACAAGACUGCCCAGGGGAAUCACAGGGUUUUCUGUGACCAGGCCACUCGCUGCCCCCGCCACCCCUGCCACCUUGCUGACAGGACUGGCGACACCCUGGUUAUUUGUACCGGUCAAAACCCAGCCCUUGGGGACUCUGCGGCCUUGGGCACCAGCUCCCUGCCCCAGAGGGUCCUGGCUGGGAACUGCACCUCUUUGCUGCCUUCCGGCGACAGACCCUCAGGAGGCGCGCCGCUUGCUCAGGGCUCAGCCGCAGGAGCUUGGCAGUGGUGGGAUGAGGGCCUCCAGGCUGGGCGCAGGGGCGGUGUCUCCGGCCCGGUGUGCACCCGGGCUGGGAAGCAGAGGGCUGCGACACCCGUGUCUGCACGGGACCAGCUUCCCUCUCCUGCCAGGGCCAGCUGAUUCGGCCCCAGUGCCUGGCGACCGGCCGAGAGCCCAGCAAGGGGCGGGUGCGGCCUGCCUCCCCACACUCAGGGUUAAGAGUCUACCUUCAAAGCCAGUUUACAGAACACGGGCGGCCAAGCCGGAGGUGCGACGGGCCUGACACGCCCUCGAGAGUCGCCGUGUGGCCCUGUGCCUUCCUGCCGCGACCCCAGAGCAGACCCGCCCGCUCAGGCACCAGGCAGGACCACCCCCUGCCCCCGCCCCCCAGAUGCCUCCGUCUGGACCCUGGAGGCUGCAGAGUUCCUCAGGGUUCCCUUGGAAGGUUUAUUUAUUUAUCCUGUUAACUUAUUUAUUGAAGAGACAGCACAGUGCCGUGAAAGAAUUCGGGGUGCUUCAGGAACCUGGUUCUGACCCCACUGUUCGGAAGCAUGUCCUCAUCUGCAAGCCGAGAAAACCGAGCCUGACGCGUUUCACUCGGGGACGUGAGUUUCCCCGAGGGGCUGGUCUGAAUGGGUCUCCAGAGAAAAGCUCUGUAAAUCGGGGGCGGAGGUUCUUAUUCCAAUAAACUGUCAGGACCCCAGGAACCUGGUGAAACCGAAUUUCUGAGGACACGGUGGCUGGGGGGAGUCUUGGGCCGCUGAUCACUGAGGCUGAGGAGGAAUAAAAUAUGUGAGGUCGCUUUAGCGGGACGAAGACCGGACGCGGUCCAAGCCGCAUACGCAGCGGAUGAGAGCGCGCGGUCGUGACACCGCGUGACAAAGACGUUCAUUCGGAAGGCUGAAAAGGAAACGUGGAAGACGAUGGGUUCGGGUUGGUUUUUUUUUCCUGAGAGAGCGUGAGCGGGGGAGGGGCAGAGAGAGGGGUCGGAGGACCGGGGCGGGCUCUGCCCUGUCCGCACGGAGCCCCGCGUGGGGUUUGACCUCCCGAACCGCGAGACCAUGAGCUGAGCCGCCGCCAGACGCCCCAAGACAGUGCUCCGAGUGCGGAUUCUGACCACCUGGAAGAGGCAGACCUCCCUGGAGCCCCGGCUCCCCGGCCCGGAGGCGGGCCCUGCGGGUGCUUCUCAUAAGUGCGGAAGCCAUCUGCGUUCGUUCUGAAAGCAGCCUGCGCUUUCCACGAAAAGCCACACGUGGGUUUGCCUCCCCCCCGAGCUCAGCUCAGCAGGUGGAGCCAACGCGGGGUCGGGGCCAGGGUCUGUGUGCGCUGUGCCCUUGGUGACCCGCCCGGAUCCUCGGGGAGGUGAGGGGACACCUCACCUCCUUUCCCCGGGUUAUCUCCGGUGAUGCCCCUCCCCAUCUCGCUCUGAGAAAAUCAGCGGUUCUGGGGAAGCGCUGAUCCUAUCAUCUUCAGGGAACUUGACUAAUACCGUGCCAUUCGGGACCUGCUCAGACAAGCGUGGCUUCUGCCACUUUCUCCUGCAAACGAGUCUUGGAGGUGGGCUCUGGCCCCAGGAAAAGGCCCCUGAGGCAGCUCGGGUGGAGAGGGGCAGGGGGCUGAGCACGAUGGAGGGAGUGAGAGGACUCAGCAGCUGGAAGGCCGGGGUCCCAGGACGUGGGCUCCGCUGCGGGCGUCGCCGGCCUGCCUGUGCGGGGUCCCCUCUGCGCUGAGGCCCCUCUCCGUCCGCCCGGCAGGCAGCCAGGGCUCCAGGGGGAAACGGCCUUCUUCCCCUAGAGGAGGCUUAGAUGCCCACCGGCUUCUUGGGAAUUUCGACUCCGAGUGAAGGCCCUCUUUGUUCUUAAACUGAGUAAUCUCCCUCAAGGGCUUUUCCAGGCCGAGGAUUGUGUGAUUCUGCGUUUCUGUGAGCUAACGGAACUUCCUCUUACCCAGGAGAUGGGGGAAAUGGAGCCACGCUGACCCAACAGGAAAUUCUAUUGAACUCUUUUCCCAACUUUCUAAACAGCUGUAUCAGAGAAUCCGCCUGGUCUUCCCCGAAGACCUCUACCCUCCCUGCCCGACCUGCAAGGCACCAUCGAGGGGUCCAGUCGGUCGGGAGGGAGGUCGUGGCCCCGGAGCCCACACUGUCCCGCCGGGUGGAAGCUCUCGGAACCCCACACAGGGCGGCGGGGAGAGGGGCGCCAUGGGCCGUGCCCACAGGGGACAGUGCGCCGCGGCCCAGCUGGGGGAGGGUCAGGAGCCCGGGCAGAGUUUCUGAAGCCCCGGCCCAGAGGACACCAGGUAGUGGGAGGUGUGACUCACCCAUUUCCUGUAGUGCUCAUGGGUUUCAGGGUUACUUCUAAAGCAAAUCCACAAUAUAAACGUGUGUUUAUUAAAGAUUCCCAGCACCUUCCCUCACUA